AGAGAGAGGUAGUAGACUAGUAGUGCUGAUCAUGGUGAUCCCAGUGAUAGAUUUCUCAAAGCUUGAUGGUGAUGAUAGGCAUACCACAAUGGUUCAAAUCGCUAAUGGAUGUGAAGAAUGGGGAUUCUUUCAGUUGGUGAACCAUGGAAUUUCAGUGGAGCUUCUGCAAGAAGUGAAAAGGGUGUGUUCAGAAUUUUAUAAGAUGGAAAGGGAAGCAAAGUUCAAAGACUCUGCUCCAUUUAAGAAGCUUGAGGAUCUCAUGGAAGGACAGGAUAAUGGAAGAAAUGAAGUUGCCAAUGGCCAUGACAGUGUGAACAAGAUAGAAGACAUGGACUGGGAGGAUACAAUCAUACUACUAGAUAACAAUGAAUGGCCAUCAAAAACUCAUGACUUCAAGAAAAUCAUGGAGGAGUUCAGGAAAGAGAAAAAGAAAUUAGCAGAGAAGUUAACUGAAAUAAUGGAUGAGAAUCUAGGCUUAGAGAAAGGUUACAUCAAGAGGGCCUUUAAAGGAGAUGACAAGGAAGGAUGCCAUCCAUUCUUUGGCACCAAAGUAAGCCACUAUCCACCAUGCCCACAGCCAGACCUAGUCAAUGGACUUCGCGCCCAUACUGACGCUGGCGGGGUCAUCCUCCUCUUCCAAGAUGACCAGGUCCCAGGCCUGCAGAUCCUCAAAGAUGGUCAAUGGAUUGAUGUCCAGCCACUUGAGAACUCCAUUGUGGUGAACACUGGAGACCAGAUUGAAGUCAUCUCCAAUGGGAGGUACAAGAGUGUGUGGCACAGGGUCGUAGCACUGGAGAAAGGCAACAGAAGGUCCAUAGCUUCUUUCUACAAUCCAUCAGCCUCUGCAACCAUAGGCCCUGCUCCCCAGCUCCUCAAACAAAAGCAAGUUGUUGAAGAGGCUGCUUAUGCCGCCCAUGACCACGGUUUUGAGUACCCAAAGUUUGUGUUUGGGGACUACAUGGGAGUCUAUGUUAAGGAAAAGUUUUCUCCAAAAGAACCCAGGUUUCUAGCAGUGGGUUCCAUGUAGAUUCUCAUUUGGUUGCCCUUUUCUAA
Molecule: messenger RNA, 1053 nt
Organism: Nymphaea colorata (pocket water lily)
Lineage: Eukaryota; Viridiplantae; Streptophyta; Magnoliopsida; Nymphaeales; Nymphaeaceae
Product: 1-aminocyclopropane-1-carboxylate oxidase
Exons: 3
Coding region: 32-1027 (331 amino acids)
Source: RefSeq, a predicted model, not a curated record